Amphiprion ocellaris (clown anemonefish) is the source of this 3023-nucleotide messenger RNA. RefSeq lists its product as uncharacterized. NCBI's taxonomy places the organism in Eukaryota, Metazoa, Chordata, Actinopteri, Pomacentridae. The record is from RefSeq and is a predicted model, not a curated record. The coding region runs from base 43 to 1449 and encodes 468 amino acids. The transcript is spliced from 2 exons.
CAGGAAGAGGAGGAGCUUCAGAGCCUCAGCGCUUCAGGAAACAUGGUAGAGAGCAUCGUGGGACUUCCUGGUUCGGUCCAGGCGUUGCUCUGCAGCGCCGCCGCCGGCUUCGUGUUCGGAGAAGCUGCUUUAUUUGCAUCUGAACCUUCUCUGACCGCCGACGGCGUCCUGCUGAGCGCCGCCACGCUGGCCGCCGGUCGGACGGGAUCUACGGGCGUCAUGGUGGUGUCGGCGUGCCUCGUCUUCACCUCGGCGCUGCUGUCUCUGGGCAGCGGCUUCCUGCUCGCCGCCGUGACGAUGAAGCUGCUGGGUAAAGCCGGGGUCAGGUUGCCGUGGUUACCGGAGGUCCUGACCGGAGCCUCGGUGGUUCUGGGUGCCGUGGUAACCGGAGCGUUGGCCGGCCUCCUCCCUCCGUGGAUCUACGUGGGAGCUCAGGCGGCUCUGGUCCUGCUGGUCUACUCCUACUCCAACAUCAGCGACAUGACCACGGCGCUGCUCAUCAUCUUCACCACCCUCUUCCUCAGCGUCGCCUACGGCCGCAUGGGACUCAUCGCCGGACUGCUCCUGAUGGUUCUGACCACCGCCGUGCUGCUGGUUCUUCGUAGAACCUUCACAAAGCGUCUCACCAGAAGACCUGCGGCCAGAGGAGGCUGCAAGCUGCUGGAGCGGAUCGUCUUCUACUCGGUGUUUGUGGGGAUCCUGGGCUUCUUCGUGGGUCUGGGGUCCGGCCAGGCGGGAGACGGGUCGGAACCGGAGGUGGUUCUGGUGCUGCACUCGGUGCUGUGGGUGGCGUUCCUGUCGGCGGGGCUGCUGGGGGCCGGACUGGGAACGGUGGCGAUGGUUUCUCUCGGUCCGGCGGCGGCUCUGAAGGUGUCGCUUGGAGCUGCUGUUCUGACGUCUGCCGCCCUGAGACUCGUCCUGCUCUGGAGCUCCUCUCUGGAGGUCCGGAGCUGCACCGGAGCUGCACUGGGGGCGGCUGCAGCUGCGGGGGUGUCGCUGGGAGCUGCAAGCGUCGCAUCAAACCUCGCAUUCAGGUCCAGAAAUUCAACCUUAGCGGCUUUCGGUUCGGUUGCAGCCGGGGUUGUUGUUGCCAUGAAGGUCGUAGCGCUGAAGUCGACUCCGCUGACCUCAGAACUGAUCACCGUGAGUCUUGUUGCAGUGGGGGCGUUUGUUCUGGGCGCACCGAAGAGCCCGUUCAACACCCAGGUGAAUCUGCAGAGGGGCCUCCUCACGGGGACGGAGCUAAUUAAAGGCAUCGGCAUGGAGACGGUCACCGCGGCAGCAGCGCCGAUCGGAGCCGGGGCGCUGGGGGCGGCAGCGUUGGGCACCGCGGCUCUGGGGAGGCUGGGAACGCUGGGAGUUCUGGUGGCCAUUGUGCUGGCUCUGGGAAGCGCUCUGAGUGGGAUGAUUGGAAAAUCACCAGCGACAACACAAGAACACACAGACUGAGUUCACAUCUGGUCACCAAACAACAACCAAAGGGAGAGAGAUGGACUGAAUGUAGCGACAGAGAAAACAACACUCCUGUAACAUCCUCAAAUCUCAAACGAUCCCAAUAAGUUCAGUGUUUCAUGGGUUUUGCUUCUUUAUGUAAUCAAAAGCACUUUAGAAACACGAUAUUGAAAAUUCAGAAGCAACCAAUGUAAAUCCAGCUGUGAAAUCACUGAAAGUAGUCCAAUCGAAAACACCAAGUUGAGUGAACACCAAAAAAUUCCAGAAUGACUCAAAAUGUGUCCAUAAUUACUUCAACUUAGUCAUAAAUAACUCAAAACCUGUUCAAUAUGAGCUAAAAAUGUCAAGAAUGACUCAAAUUUGAUCCAAAACAACUCAGAAUUUGUCAAAAAAGGAUGAAAAAUUGUCCCAAAUUACCAAAAUUUGUCCAAAGUUACUCAAAAUUGUCCAGUUGUGGACCUAUGGACUGUGUCUAUGUCUGCAUCAUGGUUCCACAUGGAGAAGAACUGAACAGAGGAAGUGGAAAAGAGUUUAUAAAAAAGAAAUAAAUGAACACAAGAAUGUCCAAAAUUACUCAAAAUUUACCAAAACUGACUCCAAACCUGUCCAACACUAGUUAAAAUUAUAUAGAAUGAUGCAAAAUGGAUCCAAAACAACCCAUAAUAUGUCAGAAAGGACUGAAAAUUUGUCCCACAUUACUAAAAUGUGGGGUUAUCAUAGCAUGCAUGGUCCUGACAGUGAAGCUCGGAGGUAUUUUACGCGUCUCUGGGGGCAAUUUAUGUCACACUGACCUGUUUUAAAGUUUGGAAAUGUGGAAAAAAUCUAUUUCCACAGUGAAACUUCUGGUGUCCACAUUUUCAACAUUUUUGGGAAAUCUUUGAACAUUUUUUGGGUGGAAAAAAUAAAUGUUAAAAAUCUUUAAGAACAUUCACAUAAAAAUCAACCAAAAUCCAGUGAAUUUCGCUGGAUUUUGGUUGAUUUUUAUGUGAACAUUCUGAAAGAAAAUAUUAGAAGUUUUACUAAUAUAUAUGGAAUCACUUUAGAUAUUUCUAGGAUUUUUUGGGAAGAUUUUUACUCAAUUUUUGAAAAUAUUUACAAGAAUUUUCUUGCCAAAUUUGGGGGAUUUUUUUUAAGGGAAACUUGGAAGGAAUUAUUGGAAUUUUCUUCCUGAAGGUUUUGCAAAUUUUCAGAAAUUUGGGGAAUUUUUUUGCUGAAUUUUUGGAUUUUUUUCAGACAAGGAAACAAUAUUUUUUGGUGCCUGUAAAUGAGGACAACAGGAGGAUUAAUAUCAUAAAUCUAAACUGUCGGUUUUUAAUUUGACAUCAGAACAAAUAUUGUUCUACUCAGAAGUAAUCUGAUUACUCUAAGCUGUUAUAGUUUUUGAAUUGUUUGACAUUUCAGUGAUGUUGCUCUAGUUUUGCUUUUCUGCACGUCAGUAAUUUAAUCUGAUUUCAAACUGUUUAACUGUCCUGUAAUGUGAUGUUUUGUCUGUUUUACACCAACAGUUUUGUUGUCAUAAAUCUGUUUUGUGCCUCCUAGUGUUGAAUUAAAGGUUAGUUUGUUCACUUAAA